GAAGGCUGCGGACCGGACGGUAUUCGUGGGGAAUUUAGAGACUAGGGUGCGAGAGGAGAUCCUCUAUGAGCUGUUCCUGCAGUUUCAGAUUAUGAACUUUUUCAUCAUAUCUAAAGAUGUCACCCCCUACCUUCUUUUGGGAAAAGCCAGUGGAUUUGGCAACAAGGAAAUAAUUAAUGACCUUUGAAAGAGCAAAGCAAGUUCAGGAGAGUAGUAAAAGCAAAAAAGAGUACAAUGGGGUUGAGUAAGUUGGAGGAUGAUGAAGUGGAGGCAGCUGGACCAUUAACCAGAGUGACCAUAUGUAAGGACAAAGAAGGAAGACCCAGACCUUUUGGAUUUGUCUGUUUUAAACAUCAAGAAUCAGUAUCCUAUGCUAUAGCUUUGUUAAAUGGAAUUCGUUUGUAUGGUAGACCAAUUAAUGUGCAGUAUAGAUUUGGGAGUUCCCAUUCAGCUGAGUUGAAUAACCAAGUUGCUGAGAACUAUAUUAAUACAAAUUCACAAAUAUACAGAAAUGAAGACUUUUUGUCGAGAUCAUUUCCCAUACAGACCUUUACAGCAAAUGAUGGUAACUUUACUCAGGAAUUUGGCUCUCAGAAUAUGCAAUAUCCUAUGUAUAAUCUGAUGGUACAACCUUCAAAAUGCCAGAUGACACCACCACUAGCCUCAAGCUUUUCUGUAUUAUCCAUGCCAAACCCUCUUUCAGAUUUGGAUGCUAGAUCAACUUCUUUUGAAUUUGUUCACCAGCCAAGUGACUGGAACUUUUGCCCAGUGAGUAAAAGAAAAUGGCAGCCAGAAACUAGUGACAGUAGUACAGAAGAUGACAUAGGAAAAGUAAGAGAAUGUAAUAAAAAAUAUAGAAGGUAUAAGAAGAGAAAAAGAAAUUAAUAUUGUAUUUAAAUUAAAUAUUAAUCUAUAUUACACUUGAAAGAAAAUUGCAUUUUUGCACAGUUAGAAUAAUUAUGAUUUGUGACUCAUUUUUAAGUGUAUUAUAUGACCAAUUAGAUAUUGGUAUUUAAUUCCAUGCUUUCAAUGAGGAAAACUUGCAAAUGAAAUAGCAAUAUGUUUGUCAUCGAUUGUUAGGAGUUACCACAGCCUCAGCUAAAAAACAUACUUUGUUCAUGGCAAUGGAUUUUUACUAAGCCAAUCAAUCAAGAAAAUAUUUAUGGAAUAUCUUCUGUGCAUAAAGCACCAUGUAUUAAUCAGUCCAUGUUCUCUAUCUAGUUCUCCUUGUCAUCAACAAAUCAUACUUGUGAGGACAGAGACAUUUUUCAUUCAUAAAGCUAAAGAAAGCAUAAAAAUGCAUUUUUCUUAAUAAAUAGGUUUUCUUCUUCUUACUUAUAUCUUUCAUAGUCAUUAUACUCUGAUUCAACCUUUUUGUUAUGGAUCUAUGAGGCAUAUGAGAUUCUAAUGAAAAGCUGAUAGUCCCAAAACUGCUUAUUGGCUCUCUUGGCUUAUGGGAAUAAGUCUAUGUGUCCUCAGGUUUAUAUACAUCUUUUUAUUACUAAAUAAUAUGCAAAUUAGCUUUAUAUUAUAAUGUAUCAAUAUAACAUAUCAACUAAUUUGCUAGGAUUGAUUUUAGUCUUGAUAACCCAAAUCCCUAUUAAGUAAGCUUAAUCUUUUUUCAGUCUAUUCAAGUUUGAUAUCUCUCUAAAUAAUUUUUUUUUGCAACUCAGAUCAUUAUUGAAUUAUUAUUUCAAGAUAAAUUGGCACCUAUUUAUUUUGGGACAAGAGAUUAUGCCAUUAGGAACAUGAAAUAAAUUAUCAAGUAAUUUCAAAUAAGUUAUAAUGAUUAAUAAUGAUAAUAACAAUAAUUUACAAUAAAUUACAUUUAUUAUGUAACUUUCAAAGUUGUAUCUUUUAUCAGAUUAAUUCUGUAGCUAUGCCAGAGACCUGAACAAAGAAUUUUUUUUAAAUUUACCAAAGUUAAUUGAAAUAGAUUUGUAUGAAAUCAUUGAGAUUAACCUCUCCAGAUCUAUAGGCUAAUCAUUAAUAUUUAAGGAUUUCUUUCACCAUAUUGUACUAAGACAAUUAUUUUCCUAAAACUUGAAAUAUAUACAUUUAUAUUUAUACUAAAAGUUAUAUAUUUAAAAAGCUACAAAUAAUUUGCUGAUGGCUAGGUUAUACAGAGGAUAGAUCUCAAUGCUUAUAGCAAGGAAGAUCUGAAUUAAAAUUCUGAUUCAGACACUAGAUAUGUGACAUGUGGGUAAGUCACUUAAGUUCUCUGUACCUCAGUGUCCUCAAUUGUAAAAGGAAUAGCACCUACCUUUCAGGUUGUUGUGACAAAUGAAUUCAUUAAGCUCUGUAAAACACUUAGUAAAUAUUAAAGCACUACAUAAAUGCUAGCUACUAAUGUUGGGUUAUUGUUAUUAUUAUUAUUAAAAAGUUUUAAUUAUACUUGUGAACAGUGUGGAAUUUUUGAACAUGGAGUUUUAAACAUCAUGAAGAUUUAAAAUAUUGGAAAUGUGUAGAAAUUAAACAUGAUUUAAUUGCUAUAGAGAACUCUUAGAUAAGGAAAUUCCCUCAAUCAAUAGUUUGGCACACUCUUUGCAACUGAUAAUGUUAGGCAGUUAAAAUACCAAGAUUUUCCUGGCUGCCUUUCAAUAUUACAUAAUAUAGCUUAUUCUUCAUUCAUUAUACAAACUGGAAAAGAAAAGUAAACUUUCUUUUAUUUUUAAUUCUUGACAAAUUUGUUAAUUUAGAAUUAAUUGAGAGGGGGAAAUAUUUUUUAUAGCAGCAGCAAAAGUUGUUAUUCUCAAAAACAAAACAAACAAAAAAGUUCAGACUUAAGAUGACUCCUAAUGUAGGCCUUCCUAUUCUAACCCUAUUCUGCUUUUCCAAACUUGUUUUAUACUACUUAUUCCCUUUUAUAUAUCCUGUACUUUACCCAAAUGUGCCCAUGUGGCAUUCCUCAAACCUGUCCUGUUUUUUCCCUCUUUCUAUCUUUGUUCCUGUUCAUCAUAGCUGAUUUCUGCCUGUUAAAAUCCCAUCUAGCCUUUAAAGCUCAGUUCAGCUACCACCUCCUUUCAUUCAAGAAGGCUUUCCUGAAUUUCCUUCCCUUAUUUGUUGUUCUUUCAAAACUCAUAACAAUCUGUUUGUACUUCCUUUAUGACCGUUAAUUAUAUUCUGUUUUAUAUUAUGGUUAUGUAUCCAAUUGUAUUUUUUUUUCCUUCCAGCCUCUUCAUACCCCCCCAAAUGAUUAUCAAUUCUUCAAGAGCUGGAACUAUGUUAUUCAUUUCUAUAUA
This is a messenger RNA of Phascolarctos cinereus (koala), 3242 nucleotides long. Lineage: Eukaryota; Metazoa; Chordata; Mammalia; Diprotodontia; Phascolarctidae. The record is from RefSeq and is a predicted model, not a curated record.